This is a messenger RNA of Gossypium raimondii (Peruvian cotton), 3696 nucleotides long. RefSeq names its product AP3-complex subunit beta-A. NCBI's taxonomy places the organism in Eukaryota, Viridiplantae, Streptophyta, Magnoliopsida, Malvales, Malvaceae. Gene Ontology annotation, cellular component: membrane coat; AP-3 adaptor complex. Gene Ontology annotation, biological process: vesicle-mediated transport; intracellular protein transport. The record is from RefSeq and is a predicted model, not a curated record.
UCAAUUUCCCCCUUGAAAUUAAUUUUUCAAAUUCAAUUUUGAUGAAUUCUUAAUUUGUGUAAAGAAGAAAAAGGAAAUACUAAUCGGAAAUGUUUCCACAGUUCGGAGCGACGGCGGAGACGUUGAGCAAGGCAUCGACGAUGGUGUUCCGGAUCGGAACCGAUGCUCACCUCUACGACGAUCCGGAUGACGUCAGCAUAGCUCCGCUUUUAGAUAGUAAAUUCGAUUCGGAGAAGUGUGAGGCUCUCAAGCGACUCCUCGCUCUCAUCGCUCAAGGCUUCGACGUCUCCAAUUACUUCCCUCAGGUUGUUAAAAACGUGGCAUCUCAAUCUUUGGAAGUAAAGAAACUUGUUUAUUUGUAUCUACUGCAUUAUGCUGAAAAGCGUCCCAACGAAGCAUUGUUGUCAAUUAAUUGUUUCCAGAAGGAUUUGGGGGACCCUAAUCCCUUGGUGAGAGCAUGGGCACUUCGCACCAUGGCUGGAAUUAAACUUCAUGUUAUUGCACCUCUUGUUCUGGUGGCUGUGGGCAAGUGUGCUAGAGAUCCAUCUGUCUAUGUUAGAAAAUGUGCAGCUAGUGCUCUUCCAAAAGUACAUGAUUUGCGCCUAGAGGAACAUACCUCGGCAAUUGAAGAGAUUGUUGGGAUGUUGUUAAAUGACCGCUCCCCUGCCGUGGUUGGUGCUGCUGCUGCUGCAUUUGCUUGUGUUUGUCCAUAUAAUUUAUCUUUGGUCGGGAGGAAUUAUAGAAAGUUAUGUGAGAUUCUUCCUGAUGUGGAAGAGUGGGGUCAGAUAGUCUUGAUUGGAAUUCUUUUACGCUAUGUUAUUGCAAGGCAUGGGCUAGUGAAAGAAUCCAUUAUGUAUUCUCUGCAAUGUACUGAGAGCUCACAUUCUGCAAAAGAUGGUUCAGAUGUUGACUCUGGACUAGUAAAGGAAUCCACUGACUUGAGUGGGACAUGUGAUUCUGAAUUUGUAAACACAGUUUCCAGGUGCUAUAUGGAGGGUCCGGAUGAAUAUUUAUCUAGGUCAAGUUAUGCCAACAGGGAGUCUUUUGAAUUAAAUGGUGCACAAUUUACAUCUGGAAAAAGUAAUGAUGAUGUCAAGAUCCUGCUUUAUUCUACAUCUCCCCUGUUAUGGAGUAACAACAGUGCUGUGGUACUAGCAGCUGCUGGUGUACACUGGGUUAUGGCACCAAAGGAGGAUGUUAAGAGAAUCAUUAAACCAAUCUUGUAUUUGCUGAGAUCCUCUAAUGCCUCAAAAUAUGUGGUUCUACGCAACAUUCAAGUGUUUGCUAAAGCAAUACCUUCUCUCUUUGCUCCAUACUUUGAGGACUUCUUCAUUUUCUCUUCUGAAUCAUAUCAAAUCAAAGCCUUGAAGCUUGAGAUACUUUCUUACAUUGCUACAGAUUCGUCCAUUUCUUCUAUUUUCAAAGAGUUUCAGGAUUAUAUUAGAGAUCCAGACAGGCGAUUCGCUGCUGAUACAGUUGCUGCAAUUGGUCUAUGUGUGCAACGGCUUCCAAAAAUGGCACAUAUAUGUGUAGAUGGGCUGUUGGCUCUGACUAGACAGGAGUUCGUGACUGAAGAUUUUGGGUUUGAAGAUCAAGAAGCGGGUAUUUUGACUCAGGUUAUUAUGUCUAUAAAAUCAAUCAUAAAGCAAGACCCACCAAGUCAUGAGAAGGUUAUAAUUCAGUUGGUCCGCCGUUUGGAUUCAGUCAAGGUGCCUGCAGCUCGUGCAAUGAUUAUUUGGAUGGUUGGAGAAUAUAGCUCUUUGGGUGAGAUAAUUCCUAGGAUGUUAACCACGGUGCUGAAGUAUCUUGCAUGGGGUUUUCCUUCAGAAGCACCAGAAACAAAGCUUCAAAUUCUUAACACAGUGUGUAAGGUUCUAGAAGGUGCAACAGGAGACGAUCUGUGGACAUUUAAGAAAAUAUUCAGCUAUUUGAUUGAAUUGGCUGAAUGUGAUUUGAACUAUGAUCUUCGUGACCGAGCUCGUUUAUUGAAGAAACUUCCAUCAUGCAACUUAGUCUCUCUAGGACUGGAGGAAGAAACAAAUGAUCUUCCUGAAAACGACCUUCUGCAUAUAGUUGCUGAGUGCAUAUUAGGAAGACAAACAAGAAAAGUGAAACCUGAAUCAUUUAGUUACCGGUAUUAUCUACCUGGGUCUCUCUCGCAGAUAGUUCUUCAUGCAGCUCCAGGGUAUGAGCCUCUCCCAAAGCCUUGUAGUUUGCUCCUUGAUGACCUCAAUGUGGCUGAAGGAACGAGUGAAAUGAAAAGGGCGGCUGAUUACAGUGGGACAGAUGAUUAUGGCUCAUCAUCAGAUCCUUCAGAUGAGGAAAGUGCUUCUGAUUAUGGUUCUCAGCGCUCAGUCACUGAAUCUAGUGGCAGUGACCGUGGUGAUGACAGUGAAUUUACUAGUGAAGGAAAUUAUAAUGCAGAUCCAUUGAUUCAGAUUUCAGACAUCGGCAAUGCUUCUGAAAAUCAGAAUGGAGUUUCUCAGUCUUCUCCUGCUAAUCUGGGGGAAUUGAUGUCGAAUAAAGCUCUGGAGUCAUGGUUGGACGAACAGCCUGGUUCAUCGAACCCAGGCCUGCCAAAACAAAGUCAAGUCUGUAUAUCAUCAGCAAGAAUAUCUGUUGGGGAUGUUGGAAAGCGGGUUAAACAAAAAAGUUAUUCACUGUUAGACCCUGCAAGUGGAAAUGGUUUGAAGGUGGAUUAUUCUUUUUCAUCAGAAAUAUCAAGUAUAUCCCGUCUACUUGUAUGCAUAGAAGUUUUCUUUAAGAACUGUUCAUCAGAGAUUAUAUCAGAAAUAACCUUGGUUGAUGAGGAAUCUAACAGAGCCUUCGAUUCUGCUGACAAGACUGCUGUUGUAAAUGAGAGCUCUUUGACAUCCUCUGAUGAUGUGCCAACACUAGUUCCGAUGGAGUCGAUUGUUUCUUUAGAACCUGGUCAGACGACAAGAAGGAUUCUUCAAGUUCGCUUUCAUCACCAUCUAUUGCCUUUGAAGCUAGCUUUAUAUUGUGAUGGGAAGAAGCUUCCAAUUAAGUUGCGGCCUGAUAUUGGAUAUUUUGUAAAACCCUUACCAAUGGACGUUGAAGUCUUCAUCGAUAAAGAAUCUCGUCUCCCAGGGAUGUUUGAAUAUGCAAGGAGUUGCACUUUCACUGACCACAUUGUGGAGCUAAACAAGGAGAAUGGGGAUAGCUUGUUAGUCAAAGACAAAUUUCUUGCAAUUUGUGAGAGCUUAGCACUAAAAAUGCUUAGCAAUGCAAAUCUUUGUCUCGUAUCUGUCGAUAUGCCCAUUGCUACUAACCUAGACGAUGCAUCGGGUUUGCGCUUACGGUUUAGCUCUGAAAUCUUGAGUAGUUCGAUUCCUUGUUUAAUUACCCUUGGUGUUGAAGGUAAGUGCACUGAUCCAUUAAACUUAUCCGUUAAAGUAAACUGUGAAGAAACUGUUUUCGGCCUAAAUCUGUUGAACAGAAUAGCAAAUUUCUUAGUUGAGCCUGCCCUUUCUUAAAAUCAUUUUUGGUGGUUUUGGUUGAAAUUGACGACCUUGUCAAUGUUUGAAGAGUAAUCAGAUUAUGAUUGAGUGCUAGAUAUGGUUGAAUUUAGGGUUUUUUUUUUUUUGCUUUUAAGUUUUAUUAUGUAUUAAAAGAUCCUUGAAAGAUCAUAUGAUCAUACUCUUUCCAAUGAGGGUUGAAUACGAACAGUUAAAA